Messenger RNA from Bactrocera dorsalis (oriental fruit fly), 1065 nucleotides. RefSeq names its product gonadal protein gdl (gene gdl). The transcript is spliced from 3 exons. The coding region runs from base 248 to 838 and encodes 196 amino acids. The record is from RefSeq and is a predicted model, not a curated record. NCBI's taxonomy places the organism in Eukaryota, Metazoa, Arthropoda, Insecta, Diptera, Tephritidae.
UACUGUUAUUGCUGUGUUAGGUGCUGUUAUACAUUUUCUCACAUGAAACUUUUUUUCUCUCACUGUACACUGCAUUGUGAAUUGUGUUUAACCACUCUAUUGUGAUUUACCUUUUUUUACUCUGCAAAAGAAGAAGUGUGUAAACACUAUCACAAAACUAUCACCGGUGAAUUAAAUUUAUGCUAAAUUAAAAGAUUUGCAACUAAAACUCAUACAAGUUACACAAAUUUCCAUAAUUUACUACAAUAUGGAGACGGAGCUUCCCUCGACGAGCGCUAGCGCUCUGGCGGCUUGCAGCGCUGAAGUCCCAGACUUCACAGAACUUACGCCGGAGUUGCUGCAGCGUAAAUUAUACUUUCUGGUGGAUCAGCUAAAACAAAUGCAUGCACAGCUGCCGGAAAAUUACCAAAUACGUAUAUCAUAUGAACUGCUUACUGAGUUGGCCAACUCAUUGCUCAAUGAUACAAUCUUUGAAAUUGUCAAAGGACUGAUGGAAAUACAAAAUGUGACAGAGAAGCAUUUGCUAACGCUACGCAAACAAGUUGAGACAGAUUUUGAGCUGGAAAUGCAAGAGUGGCGUAGCAAAAUUACCGAUCCGGAAGAAUUAAGUCACAUAGAACAGCUUAUGCAAGUGAAACAUAGCAAAAAAAUGCGUGAGACCGAUAUGAAAUUGGUUGCAUUACUAGAUCAAAAGGUGCGUGAUCAGCAGAGCACUUUGCAUAAAGCUGGCGUGGCUGGCUUUUAUGUAACCGAUAAUGCAAAAGAAAUCAAAAUACAAAUGUUUCUACUGGAUUUCAUUAUUCGCUUGAGCAGGAUCAAAUUUGAGCCAAAUAAAUAACAGGAGGAGUAAACGUGGUUUUCACGUUACUUCAGCAAAUUAGUGAAUUAAUAUUUAUUUUAUUUUGUAAAGUGCUAACAGCUGCCUUUCGUUAAUUUCUGUUCAUUGUAUAAUAUAAAAAUUUUGGAAAUUUAUAAAAAAAAACAGUUGAUUUGACUAAAAUUUAUGAGGUCAUUUUAUUUGUCGGACCACUCAUUCCUCCAACCACAAAAAUUAAUUUGAGCAAA